AUGGCCGCCAAGAUAUUUGCCCUCCUUGCACUCCUUGCUCUUUCGGUGAGCGCUGCAACUGCGUUCAUCAGUCCACAGUGCUCACCAGUUACUGCUGCGGGGUAUGAGCACCCAAUUGUGCGGGCCUAUAGGUUACAACAGGUGCUCACGGCGAGCAUCUUAGAACAACCAAUUGCCCAAUUGCAACAGCAAUCCUCGGCUCACCUACUAGUUCAGACCAUCGUAGCGCAACUGCGACAGCAACAGUUCCUGCCAGCGCUCAGUCAACUAUCUGUGGCAAACCCAGCGGCCUACUUGCAGCUGCAACAGCUGCUUCCUACAAACCCACUGGCUGCGGCGAAUGCCAUUGCAUACCUGCAACAACAACAGUUACAACAGUUCCUGCCAGCGCUCAGUCAACUAGCCGUGGCGAACCCUGCCGCCUACUUGCAACAGCAACAGCUACUUCCAUUCAACCAACUGGCUGGGGCGAACGCCGCUGCAUACCUGCAACAGCAGCAGCCGCUUCCGUUUACCCAGUCGGCUGUUGCAACCGCUGCUGCCUACCAUCAGCAACAGCAGCUGCUACCAGUUAACCCAUCGGCACUGGCUAACCCAUUGGCUGCCGCUUUCCUGCAGCAGCAGCAGCAAUUGCAGCCAUUCGACCUGAUGUCUUUGAGGAACCCUGCCUUGUCGUGGCAGCAACCCAUCGUUGGAGGCGCCAUCUUCUAG
Messenger RNA from Miscanthus lutarioriparius, 711 nucleotides. NCBI's taxonomy places the organism in Eukaryota, Viridiplantae, Streptophyta, Magnoliopsida, Poales, Poaceae. The record is from the annotation of a GenBank genome assembly.